Messenger RNA from Podarcis lilfordi (Lilford's wall lizard), 241 nucleotides. NCBI's taxonomy places the organism in Eukaryota, Metazoa, Chordata, Lepidosauria, Squamata, Lacertidae. The record is from the annotation of a GenBank genome assembly.
AUGGGUUGCCUAGGGAAACGGAAGCUGUUCAGAGAGGGGCGGGACUCCGUUGCCGGGGCAACGCCGACGAACUUCCAGGCGGGAAAUUCGGCGCUCGGGGAAGUUUUGAAGGAAGGUGAGGCCGGGAAGCCGCGCCUGAGGCAAAGCAGAGAAGAGGGUCGGCAGCGGGAGGGGGCGCGGACGUGAGAGGGUCACGUGGCCGGGGUCGUGGCCGAAGGUGGGUCACGAGGCUGAGCGGUGA